This is a messenger RNA of Platichthys flesus (European flounder), 2136 nucleotides long. Its product is annotated as creatine kinase U-type, mitochondrial-like. The coding region runs from base 125 to 1372 and encodes 415 amino acids. Gene Ontology annotation, cellular component: mitochondrion. The record is from RefSeq and is a predicted model, not a curated record. NCBI's taxonomy places the organism in Eukaryota, Metazoa, Chordata, Actinopteri, Pleuronectiformes, Pleuronectidae. The transcript is spliced from 9 exons. Gene Ontology annotation, biological process: phosphocreatine biosynthetic process. Gene Ontology annotation, molecular function: creatine kinase activity.
CUCGUCUCUCCAGCAGAGCCGCUUCAUCACCCACAGACGCUCCCUGCCACCUGUCCCUCCCUCCGCUGCCAGCUUGGAGAAAAGACGUUUAUUUCAUUCAUAAUAAGUCACUGAGGAAAGCAUCAUGGCGAGCAGCUUCUCCAGGAUCCUGUCCUCUAAACGACAAAUCGGGAUCCUGUCUCUGGUGGGAGGCUCCGUGACGGCUGGAUACCUGCUGCAGCACCGGGACCAUGUCAGCGCCGGGAUGCCCGUCCGCAGGGUGUACCCCUCCAGUGCGGAGUACCCUGACCUGCGCAAACACAACAACUGCAUGGCCAGUAACCUUACGCCUGCCAUCUACACCAAGCUGUGUAAUAAGGCCACUCCCAAUGGCUACACACUGGACCAGGCCAUCCAGACAGGCGUGGACAACCCUGGCCAUCCCUUCAUCAAGACCGUCGGCAUGGUGGCAGGAGACGAGGAGACUUAUGAGGUCUUUGCAGACCUGCUGGACCCGAUUAUCAAAGAGAGGCACAAUGGCUACGACCCCAAGGUCAUGAAGCACCCCACCGACCUGGACUCCAGCAAGAUCCAGUCUGGCAACUUUGAUGAUCGUUACGUGCUGUCCUCCAGGGUGAGGACGGGCCGCAGUAUCCGGGGUCUGAGCCUGCCCCCCGCCUGCACCCGGGCAGAGCGCAGAGAGGUGGAGAGGGUGGCGGUGGACGCCCUCGCUGGCCUGAAGGACGACCUGACUGGGAGAUACUACAGUCUCACCGAGAUGACAGAAAAGGAGCAGCAACAGCUCAUUGAUGACCACUUCCUGUUUGACAAGCCUGUGUCUCCCCUCCUGACAUGUGCAGGCAUGGCUCGUGACUGGCCAGAUGCACGUGGUAUUUGGCACAACAAUGACAAGACCUUCCUGAUCUGGAUCAACGAGGAGGACCACACCAGGGUCAUCUCCAUGGAGAAGGGAGGCAACAUGAAGAGAGUCUUUGACAGGUUCUGCCGAGGCCUCAAGGAGGUGGAGCGGCUGAUCCAGGAGAAAGGCUGGGAGUUCAUGUGGAACGAGAAGCUCGGUUACAUCCUCACCUGCCCCUCCAACCUGGGCACAGGGCUCAGGGCCGGGGUCCAUGUCAAACUGCCCCUGCUGGGCAAGGAUAUCCGCUUCAGUAAGAUCCUGGACAACCUGCGUCUGCAGAAGCGAGGGACGGGGGGUGUCGACACAGCUGCUGUCGGUGGUACUUUUGACAUCUCCAACCUGGACCGCCUGGGACAGUCUGAGGUCCAGUUGGUGCAGACCGUAAUCGAUGGCGUCAACUACUUAAUCGAGUGUGAGAAGAGAUUGGAGAAAGGCCAGGACAUCAAGGUGCCCGCACCCCUCAAGCAGAAGUAGAAACCAAUCCCUGACGUCUGCGCACAACCCCCUGGGCACACACACACCUGCACAAACAUCCCGCUCUGUGCCCAUAGAUAACAUAAAUAUCUACGUCGUCGCAUCAUUUAUUACUAAUGUUGAUCUAAUCCACCGUCCUUACCCCAAAAUAUAUUUCUCUAUAAUAUAAUCAACAUAUAUUAUAAACAGUCCCAGAAUACAGUUUAAGUGUGUUGUUGGUGCAUAUGUAGGGUUUUUAAGUUACAACUCAUAUUCCCACCAUGGCUAUUAAAUGAGGGCAAAUAUUAACAAAGGAUGCACAAACUCUAGCCUGUUGUAACGGAGCAAAAAUGGUCGCCUCUGCAUGGCCACAUGGUAUCUACGGCUCUGCUUCCAAACCACUCUUGAGGCCACCUAACACCUGGCUCUGCCCCGCUGCAGCCUCCUUCCUGCUGCAUGUCUCCGUCUCCUCCCCUUACCCCUGUUUGUCGAUCAGCCAUGACUAUUAUCUGGUGCUUGUAUAGUCCAUCCAUUGUGGAUUGUGUAAACAUAGUUACCUUAAAAACCAUUUUGAGUGGAUCUGAAUGUAGAUUAACAGUGUGAGACUGAAGAGACUCGUGGAUGUGUAUGUUGGGUGACACGCUGGUGUCAGACUGUAAUGUCAUAACACACAGUGGCCUGGGCUGGGUUCUGUACUGUAAGCAACUGAAGCAAUAUCAUUCCAGCUCAUUACUGAAUGUCACACUGUUAUGUAUUUUAUUAAAGGAAUCAUCUAUUUAACAGUA